Coregonus clupeaformis (lake whitefish) is the source of this 6541-nucleotide messenger RNA. Its product is annotated as diacylglycerol kinase zeta. Lineage: Eukaryota; Metazoa; Chordata; Actinopteri; Salmoniformes; Salmonidae. Gene Ontology annotation, cellular component: nucleus. Gene Ontology annotation, molecular function: ATP-dependent diacylglycerol kinase activity; protein binding. Gene Ontology annotation, biological process: intracellular signal transduction; diacylglycerol metabolic process; regulation of synaptic transmission, glutamatergic. The record is from RefSeq and is a predicted model, not a curated record.
UGCCAAUAGCUCGUUUUCAAUUUUCCCAUACCCACUCAGAACACUCCCAGACAGUCCUAGCAGAAUUCUUGCUUGAGAAAUUGCUAUGUGCUAAGAAGCUAUUAAUGUUUAUUUUUGACAUUUUAAUUGAAAACAAUCACAUUAAGGUGCUUAAUUGUUACCCAGAAAUGAUUUGAUAUUGAGAUAAAAAUGGCUGCAUUGGACCUUUUAAAUAUAUGAAUCUGACAGCGACAGUACACAGUCAGAGGACAUCAAGCUAAUAGGCCUCGAUCCUGUUCACUCAUGGUGAACUAAAUCUCUCCAUACAAUAGAGAGAUUUAGUCCAUUUCAUAAUUAACAAAUACAGUGUCUCUCUGCAUAUAGAUGUAUGUGUAAAAACCCUACUAUGAGUUACCAAUCAUUUACCGUAUAAAACAUUUUGUAUGUCCGCUUUACAUACUGUAGCUGUAAGACCUGUGGAUGAAUCCCUGCGGUUAAAGCAAAUGUUUGAAUCACCUGAGACUGAAGGUGAUCAUUUUUCUCACUAGGUCUUCUCUCAUGUCUCUCUUCAAGCUGCGUUACAGAUGGACUAAUGAGGCUUGUGUGGCGGAAACAAUAUCCACUCCGCUUGGUCCAUUUAUCCCCAGCCUUGGCUGUGCUGCUCUCCCAUCCACAUCCCUCCUCACCCCACCCACUCUCUUGUCCAUUUUAUUAUUACUUAUUCUAAUGAAUAGAAUAAGAGAUGAGAAGGAUCAAAGGAUCCUUUGGCAGGUUCUAGGAAUCCAUUCAGAUUGAAAUGAAGAGGGUGUUUCUUUUUUUCAACAUCUCUCCUCCACAACCAGCCUUAAUCACAAGAGAGGUAGAGAGAAGCGAGAAUAUCUGUGACAUGUAUAGUAGUUCAAAGGAAAAUAAGCAUUUCCAUGCACUAUACAUGUGACUCACUGAAUGGUUCAUCCUCAACACUUCAUUGACAGGGGCCUAGGAUCUAUCUGUCAUAAAUACUACACCUAUCUUCUUAAUUUGUUGUUAGCAUUAGCUGCCUGGCACAGGAUGUGAGAAGACGUUGGUCCUUGAUGUUGGUGCUUGUCUUCAGCUUGAAUCAAAGCAUUGACAGGCUAAUGCUGCUGAGCCCCUCUGCUACCUACACAUGUCACUUCCUGUGAAGAGUAUCUGUAUCAGUCUGUAUGUAAUCAGAGAAGGAGGCUCUGUGUGAUUAUGAUGGUCUGAGAUCAGUAAAACAGCAGCUUUGGAUCCUCCGGAGGUUGCCUGAGCCUUGGCCUACUUCUCUACAUCUCAACUGUGUAGACAAUGGUUCAGAUUGUGAUAUCAGUGGAAAGAUGAUCAGAACAAUGAUUUCCUCUAUGAAGUUGAUAUCCACCUUUCCCUUUCAUUGUUGGCAGAGGGAAAUGCCUUGUUGGGGUCACUAGAUAAUGACGCAUUCUUUGGUUCUGUCAUGUGGCGUAUCUGAUGAGGUGAUUGAACAGAAUAUUAAAGGCAGUUGCUAAAUAUAUCCUCUGGCUUUGUGCUGUAGUGGCGUCACAAUGGCUAUCGUGUGAUAGGUGACCUGGACUCUGCUCUACUUUCACCAGACAGAACACUACCGAGGUAUAGUGUUACAGGUGGUGAGUUAUUGAAUCGGGGCAGCUGGGCACGUUGCUUGUACUGGACAAUGGAACUGUUAUCGCUCUAGAUGCGUUGACUAAUGUCCCUUUGUAAGCAGAUUCAGUUACUGACAGUAUCACUAGUCAGCCAAUUGAGGUUUCUCUUUGAGCAUCGAGGCCCAGAUUAGUCUCGUGUGCUUUCCCUUCUCUGGCAGCAGUGUAUGAGUUCAGACAUUUCAACUUUUCCACACGGGGGUAAAAAGAACAGUACUGCAUCCCUAUUGAUGAGAGUUUGAUAGUGGCUUGUGUACAGUAUUGAAGGUUUUGCUGACAGACUGAUGUUUGUACCAACAGCCACUGCAGAGGGACAGUGAAAAAGGGACCCACAAGCUGUGGGCUGUCAUGGACAACUUUUUCCGCCGGCACUUUAGACUGAAAGGGGCAGAGCAAUGCCAACACAGACGGCCUGGCGUGGCAGUGCCCACAAGCAAGGCUCGCCGGCGCUCCAGUGUAGGACUGCCCUCUGCUGGCCUAGUCCAACGUAGACGCUCUAGUGUGGGACUGCCAUUCACAGGUCCUGUCGGACGCAGAAGGUCCAGUGUAGGCCUGUCACCGACGGCUCAAGCCCAACGAAGACGCUCCAGUGUUGGCCUGCCGUCUGGUUAUGUGGGACGUAGACGCUCCAGUGUGGGCUUGGCCUGCGCUGCUCACAAGCAACGCAGGCGCUCCAGCGAGGGGCACUGUUGUCAUGGAGGCGGCCAGCUAGUGAGGACCAGAUACUACAACAGGCGUCGCUCCAGCACCACCGUGGCCUGUGUCAACCCUCGCUUCUCUGUCCGCCGCCGGCAAGCCGCCAAGCUCCGCACCAUCGACACCCACCUGCUGGGGCCCUCCAUGCUGCUGGCCAGCCUGGUCCAGAUGAGUGAGGAGCAGCAGAGGGGGGCGCAGGGCGGAGAGGGGGCGUCAGGAGAGGGCACUGAGAGCUGCUCCGAGUCAGAGGGGGACAGCUGCAGUCAGAGAGACUGUAGCACCAGGUCGGAGGGCAGCGGGAGUGAACGAGAGGGGACUGAGACAUCGUCAUCAUCAUCAUCAUCAUAUCCAGAGGGAGAGAGGACGUGUCCAUGGCAGGACUGGAAUCAGGUUCAUAGUAUGGCAGCCUUGACGAUGGAGAGCAUCCAGCCCCGGCCCCUGAUCCGCGCCCCGCGCUGCCUGCGCCGUAACUCCUCCCACCUGCUGCCAGCGGAGGCGGUGCACCGUAGCAGGGCGGCCUACGGUGUGCACGGGCGCUACCGGCGCUCCAGCCAGUUACGGAGGCCCUCCACCAUCUCCAACAGUGCCUGGCCAGGCAGGCUAGUCCCCCCACCCAGACGCAGGAGCUCUAUAGUGGCCCGCCACUUCUCCCCUUCCCUGUAUAGGAACUGUUCCGCCUGCUGGAAACCCAGGGGCCGCAGGGAGUCCCUCAGCCCGCUGCAGGGCACCUACUACGACCCCCGCCUGGAGACUUGGAGUGGGUUCCUCUCGAAGGCCAUCGCUAAAUCGGGUCUACAGCACCUGUCUGCCCAGCCCAGUGCCUCAGCCCUGGCCAAGUUUGACCCAGACAGGGAGAUCCGGAGCAGCUGUGACUGGACCGAGAACGCCGUGUAUGGGGAGCACAUCUGGUUUGAGACCAAUGUCUCUGGGGACUUCUGUUACGUCGGAGAGCAGCACUGCUUCGCCAAGACACUGCAGAAAUCUGUAGCCCGGAAAAAGUGUGCAGCCUGCAAGAUAGUGGUUCACACAAUCUGCAUAGAGCAGCUAGAAAAGAUAAACUUUAGGUGUAAACCGUCAUUCAGGGAAUCGGGGUCUAGGAAUAUACGAGAGCCAACCGUAGUGCGGCACCAUUGGGUCCACAGGAGGCGCCAGGAUGGGAAGUGUCGGCAGUGCGGGAAGGGUUUCCAGCAGAAGUUUGCCUUUCAUAGCAAAGAGAUUGUGGCCAUCAGCUGUUCGUGGUGUAAACAGGCAUAUCACAACAAGGUGUCAUGCUUCAUGCUGCAGCAGAUCGAGGAGCCCUGCUCCCUGGGUGCUCAUGCCUCUGUCAUCGUACCCCCUACCUGGAUCAUCCGGCUCCGCAGACCUCAGACCUCACUAAAGUCGAGUAAAAAGAAAAAACGGACCUCGUUUAAGCGCAAGUCCAGCAAAAAGGGAGAGGAGGCGCGCUGGAAGCCCUUCAUAGUUAGACCCAUUCCCUCUCAGCUCAUGAAGCCGCUGUUGGUGUUUGUCAACCCAAAGAGUGGGGGAAAUCAGGGAGCCAAGAUUAUCCAGUCGUUCAUGUGGUACCUCAACCCCCAAGUAUUUGACCUGAGUCUGGGAGGGCCCAAGGAUGGGUUAGAAAUGUACCGUAAGGUGCAUAACCUGAGGAUACUGGCAUGCGGAGGUGAUGGCACGGUGGGCUGGAUCCUGUCUGCUCUGGACCAGCUCCAGCUGAACCCCCAGCCUGCAGUAUCCAUCCUGCCUCUGGGGACAGGCAACGACCUGGCCAGGACCCUCAACUGGGGUGGUGGUUACACAGAUGAGCCGGUGUCUAAGAUCCUGUCUCAUGUCGAGGAUGGGAACAUCGUCCAGCUCGACCGGUGGAAUCUAAUAGUGGAGCCCAACCAGGAUGCUGGGGCAGAGGAGAGGGAUGAGCAACAGACAGACAAGCUCCCCCUCGACGUCUUCAACAACUACUUCAGCCUCGGCUUCGAUGCACACGUGACACUAGAAUUCCACGAGUCUCGAGAGGCCAACCCUGAGAAAUUCAACAGCCGCUUUCGGAACAAGAUGUUCUAUGCAGGGACGGCCUUCUCAGACUUCUUCAUGGGCAGCUCCAAAGACCUAGCCAAACACAUCAAGGUCGUGUGCGACGGCACCGACCUCACCUCAAAGGUUCAGGAUCUGAAGCUGCAGUGUCUGGUGUUCCUCAACAUUCCCAGAUACUGUGCUGGUACCAUGCCAUGGGGCAACCCAAGCGAGCACCAUGACUUUGAGCCACAACGGCACGACGACGGCUGCAUUGAAGUUAUCGGCUUCACCAUGACCUCUCUGGCAACACUGCAGGUCGGAGGUCAUGGUGAGCGGCUGAACCAGUGCAGAGAGGUGACCCUCACCACCUACAAGUCCAUCCCCAUGCAGGUAGAUGGGGAGCCAUGCAAGCUAGCCCCCUCCACCAUCCGUAUCUCCCUGAGGAACCAAGCCAACAUGGUGCAAAAGGCCAAGAGGAGGACUUCUAUACCGCUGCUCAACGACCAGCAGCCCUUCCCGGAGAGGUUAAGGAUCCGGGUGAACCGUAUUAGCAUGCACGUAGAGGCCCUGCAUUACGACAAGGAGAAACUCAAAGAAGCCUCUAUCCCACUGGGCCUCAUCGUUGUCCCGGGAGACAGUGACCUGGAAACAUGCCGCUCCCACAUCGAGAGGCUCCAAGAGGACUUCAUCUCCAUUCAUCCCUCCUUCAAACGACUGGUGCUCCAGGAGGAUGAUGGAGCUAAAUCAAAGACCCUUUCCUCGCAGAAGCUUUUCGCCAAGUGGUGCUUCUUGGACUCCACAACUGCAGAUCGAUUUUACAGAAUUGAUCGUGCUCAGGAACACCUAAACUAUGUGACUGAGAUAUCCCAAGACGAGCUCUUCAUCCUGGACCCGGAGCUGGUCGUCACGGAGACGGUGAGCACCUCACCAGGGAUGCCUGAUCUGGUUGAUUCUUCUGGUGAAUUCGCGGAGGCAUCUCGCAAGUUUGCCUUCCCAUCCUCCUCCUCUUCUCCUCCCCCCUCACCGGGUCCCAGUCCCACCAGCCCACACUCAGACAGCGAGGCCAUGGACGUCAGACACAAGACAUCCCACUUCUUCUCCUCUCACUCCGGCUUCCCCUUUCCUGUCAGGAAGAGGAUCAUGGACCUCCAGAAGACCACUCAAAGGAAGCGAAUCUCCAGUGACAGUUCGGUGGUGGAGGCACUGGCACACAGCGACUCCCUCAGGUCCAGUAAGCCAGCCCUCACCAGGGCUGGAUGUAUCCAUCGGUCUAACACUACUGCAGCUGAUUUCAACCCAAACUUGAGGGUGGAGAAGAAUACACUGUGCAAUACAGACAAAGUAUCACCAGAAGUGUUGAUUGAAUGUGUGAAGAGCAAGGACCAUCUGAAGCUGAAGGAGUUGCACAAACUGGGAGCUGACCUGUCAGUGCAGGACCACUCAGGAUGCACCCUGCUCCACUAUGCUGUGGACACUGGUAGCAAGGAGACUGUCAAAUACAUCCUGGACAAUGCACCCACAGACAUCCUGGAUGUAACCGAAAAAGAAAAUGGGGAGACAGUGUUGCACAAAGCAGCGUCACUGUGUCAGAGGACUAUCUGUCACUACCUGGUAGAGGCAGGGGCAUCCCUCAUGAAGACAGACUUACAGGGUGACACACCAAAGCAUCGUGCAGAGAAGGCCAAGGAUGCAGAGCUGGCAGCCUACUUGGAGAACCGUCAGCACUACCAGAUGAUCCAGAGAGAGGACCAGGAGACAGCCGUGUGACUGCCCUCUGCUCCCUGACCUCCAGCGCCACUUCCCUGUCACCUAACCCCGUGCCAAACCUACUUUAGCUAAAAGAGGAAACUCACCAGAGAAGAUGGUUAAAAGGUAGCCGGUGUUGUAUCCUCCUGCUAGGGAGUUGGUUGGAGUGCUACCAGAUGAGAGACUCUUAAGGUCCACCAUGUGAGAUGCUUGUGACCAGUGGACUUGAUUAUUGCACUGCCAAAAAAAAAGCUAUGUUUUGUGUCGGAACGCUUGGAAGAGAUGGCUCUUCUGUUUAAUUUUUUUCCCAGGUUGUGUUGCGCUUGCAAUCCACCUAGACUGAAUGUUGAAUGAUUACAUAGAGAAUUUUGCUACAAGGUUUUAGGACAGGAACUUGGGUAAUUGAAUGUCAAUGUAAUUGUAUUAUGUCAAUAAAAGCAGCAUGAGAGUUUCAA